Pelobates fuscus (common spadefoot toad) is the source of this 1287-nucleotide messenger RNA. Its product is annotated as antizyme inhibitor 2-like. NCBI's taxonomy places the organism in Eukaryota, Metazoa, Chordata, Amphibia, Anura, Pelobatidae. The coding region runs from base 1 to 1287 and encodes 428 amino acids. Gene Ontology annotation, molecular function: ornithine decarboxylase activity. Gene Ontology annotation, cellular component: cytoplasm. The record is from RefSeq and is a predicted model, not a curated record. The transcript is spliced from 9 exons.
AUGGCACGGCAUAUCAAGGAAUCUGAAUUUACCAUGUUGGAGGAUGGCUAUACGCCCAGAGAUCUGAUGGAGGAUCUUAUUAAUGACAUAUCCAAGACUGAUAGAGAUGCGUUCCUUGUGGCUGAUCUAGGAGAAAUAGUGAAGAAACAUUUGAGAUUUCUGAAAGCGUUGCCACGUGUGAAGCCUUUCUAUGCUGUUAAGUGUAACAGCAGUAUAGCUGUGAUUCAGAUUCUGGAUGAGCUGGGAACUGGAUUUGAUUGUGCCAGCAAGACAGAAAUUGCACUAGUCCAGGCAAUGGGAGUGAAGCCAGAGCACAUCAUUUAUGCAAAUCCCUGCAAGCAAAUAUCUCAUAUCAAGUUUGCAGCCACUUGUGGUAUCCAGAUAAUGACGUUUGAUAAUGAAGUGGAGCUGUUAAAGGUCUCACAGAGCCACCCAAAUGCUAAGAUGAUCCUGCGCAUAGUUGCAGAUGACUCAAAGUCUUCUAUACAACUGAGUGUUAAGUAUGGGGCUACUCUAAAUACAUGUGGACACCUGCUAGAAACAGCUAAGAAUCUCAAAGUAGAAGUAAUUGGUGUAAGUUUUCAUGUAGGUAGUGGAUGCAAUGAUCCUCGGGCAUAUGCUCAGUCCAUCGCAGAUGCCCGCUUGGUCUUUGAAAUGGCAUCUGAAUUUGGGCACAAAAUGAGACUACUGGAUAUUGGAGGGGGUUUUCCUGGGUCAGAGGACUCUAAAAUCAGAUUUGAACAGAUUGCUGAUGUAAUAAAUACAGCACUAGACCUGUAUUUCCCAGAAAGCUCUGCUGUGGAUAUAAUUGCUGAGCCAGGGAGGUAUUAUGUGGAAUCUGCAUUCUCCCUGGCUGUUAACAUCAUUGCCAAGAAAGAAGUACAGAUAGAAACAUCUGGAUCAGAUGGUGAAGGUAAUGGCAUCAACAAACAGAUAUUUUAUUAUCUCAAUGACGGUAUCUAUGGAUCAUUCAGUUGCAUAUUCUUUGAGCAUGGCGAUGUAAAACCCAUUGUCCACAAGAAGCUUUCCCCAGAUCAGCCCAUCUAUAGCAGUAGUCUGUGGGGACCAACCUGUGAUGGUUUGGAUCGGAUCGCUGAACAUCUCAGGUUGCCUGAACUUUAUGUUGGGGACUGGCUUUUAUUUAACAACAUGGGAGCCUAUACAGUGGCAACUUCUUGUUCUUUCAAUGGCUUUCUUCCACCCCCGAUCCACUUUGCUAUGUCACGUCAAACCUGGGAAGAUGUUCAGCUGCUGCAGAAAGGCAUCCUGCAAUCUGAAGACCUAUGA